Molecule: messenger RNA, 1629 nt
Organism: Seminavis robusta
Lineage: Eukaryota; Bacillariophyta; Bacillariophyceae; Naviculales; Naviculaceae
Source: the annotation of a GenBank genome assembly
AUGGAUGCCCGCCGCCGCAAAGAAGAAGAAGAGAAAAAGUCCGACGAAGAGUCAACGCUGGAACCCUGGUUGUCGAAACCCCUUGAUGAAACGUACAGUGACAAGGCAUUGGACAAAAUUCUCAAGGCUGUUUCUGCCUCGGCCUUUGAAAGUCGAUUACAGGAUGCCAACAUGGCCAGCAAAUUGAUCGGUAACACAUACGCAGCAAGUGUCUUCUUUGGAUUGGCAUCUCUCGUGGACCGGGCCGGCAGGAAUGGAGACUUGUCCCCUGGCAAAACCAUUGGCAUCUUCUCUUACGGUUCAGGUGCAUUGGCCACCAUGUACUGUCUAUCGGUGCGCACCCCCGAGUCCUCCGAGUUUAACAUUGGCCGAAUGUCGGAAACCAUGAAGCUGACGGAAAGACUGCAAUCACGUGAAGAAGUUGCUCCAGAAGAACUCGAUUUGGCUUUGGAAACUCGUGCUCGCAUGCACCGUGCGGGUGCCCCCUAUUCGCCAGUCUACCCUACAGAGGGGCGUCUCUUCCCAGUGUUCCAGAAUGACAACCUGGACCUUCUGGUGCAAGGGCAUCAGUGCAUCAAGCCUGUGAGCCAAGCUCUCCGAAAAGAAAUGCUCGAAAAGAAUGUUGUCCAGCUUGUGAAGCGCCCCGACAAGACAAUCGAGCGCAGGCCGGUGAACACCGAGAAAGAGGUCAUCAAGCUUGCAGCUCAGUUGGGUUCUCUGUCUCUUCCAGAAAAUUAUGGUGUGGCCAAGGGCCUGGCGGAUACCAUGGAUGUGGCUGCACAAGUUGCUGUUGCCGCUGGACUCGAAGCGCUCAAGUCGGCGGGACUUGUUAGUGGCAAGUCGAGUGAUCCUGAAGAGUGGAUGUUGCCCGAACAGUAUCGCGACAGCACCGGUGUUGUAUAUGCUUCUAGCUUCCCUGCAAUGGACGCGGCUGUUGGCGAGGUAAUGAGAUUCCUUCGCUCUCAGACAGUUGGAGCCGCUGGUUCGAUGCGAUUGAUCUCCUCGCUCAGGGAUCGUCUCGUCAAGGCGUCGCCUGUCCAGCAAAUCGCCGAUGAGGACGAAUCAGCUUUUGCCCGGCUUUCGAUCGAACGCCAAAAGUUCUCCUUGAAUCCUUUCGCCGUCAAGGCUCGUCUUUUGGCAACACAGUAUUCCAAUUCUGCCUUCCAUGGAGCCGCAUUGGAUCGCAAGCACAUCGGCUCAGAGUUAGUGCGCUUCUUGAAUGACGUUGAGAUCGUUCAUGGCAUUUGCAAGGCCGAAAUUGCCACUCAUGGAGUCUACUUCUCGCAUGAGACAUGUACCCAUGCUUCUUCUGCCUCAAGUUGCGCUGGUAACGAAGUUGCCGCUUUGAGGCAUGCUUUCGGCGAUGAAUUGCUCAGGAAGCUUCUGAUUCUGAACACCAAAGGAUUCACAGGCCAUCCCAUGGGUGUUUCGUUCGAAGACGUUGCUGCGGUAGAGGUGCUUAUGAAGCAAACGGUACCUGCGGUGCCCAACUGGGCAGAAAAGGACGACUAUCUCGGAGAACUAAACAUCUCUAAGGGUGGGAAGUAUGCAUGCCGCUAUGCGCUGCGAUUCGCAGCAGGCUUUGGCAGCCAAGUUGCAUUUGCCUUGUAUGCAACCGCUCAAGAAUAA